AUGGCAGGCUGCGAAAACGUGUCUGCAUUGCUCAAUCAACAAUCAAAAAGCAAUUCCUUUCCGACGCUGAUGUUUGAUACACUCAAAAUAUGCAUACAAAUGAAAGGUGUUGAAAUUUAUUUCAUGGAAUUUUAUGGCACACAAAAUGAUAAAUGGACUUUACGAGUGUCGACACUGAUGAAACUUCAACUCAUUCUUAAACGAGAGCGCAACACGUUAGUUUGUUACACAAGGACAAAUAGCGUUGAUAAAAUGUAA
Molecule: messenger RNA, 258 nt
Organism: Clunio marinus
Lineage: Eukaryota; Metazoa; Arthropoda; Insecta; Diptera; Chironomidae
Source: the annotation of a GenBank genome assembly